Messenger RNA from Mangifera indica (mango), 1311 nucleotides. Its product is annotated as glycine-rich RNA-binding protein 3, mitochondrial-like. Bases 160 to 1101 code for a protein of 313 amino acids. Gene Ontology annotation, molecular function: RNA binding. The record is from RefSeq and is a predicted model, not a curated record. NCBI's taxonomy places the organism in Eukaryota, Viridiplantae, Streptophyta, Magnoliopsida, Sapindales, Anacardiaceae. The transcript is spliced from 5 exons.
AACUGCCUGUCACAGCGCACCUUAAAAUCCAACGGCCCAGAUGAGUUUGCCCCAAUCGAUAUUCUACUGAAGCCCUCAUUUCUGUCACCUACAAAAACCCCGUUGAUCAUAGGGUUUUAGUCUCGCACUCGAGAGAGAGUACAACCAAAGGUUACUACAAUGGCGUUCUUAGGUAAGGUUGGGAGUAUACUUAGGCAGACUGCUAGCAGGCAGAUUACAGGUGAAAUAUCUGCAUCAAAACCUUCCAUCUAUCAAGCAAUACGAUAUAUGUCAUCUUCAAAAAUUUUUGUUGGAGGACUUUCAUAUGGCACUGAUGACCAAAGUCUAAGAGAAGCAUUCGGUAAAUAUGGUUAUGUUGCAGAAGCUAGAGUUAUUGUGGAUCGUGAGACUGGUCGAUCCAGAGGAUUUGGCUUUGUUACAUUCAGCUCUCCAGAGGAGGCCUCUAGUGCGAUCCAGGCCUUGGAUGGACAGGAUCUUCAUGGCCGUCGUGUAAGAGUUAAUUAUGCAAAUGAUAGACCUCGUGGUGGUGGUUUUGGAGGCGGUGGUUAUGGAGGUGGAGGUUAUGGAGGCGGCGGUUAUGGAGGUGGAGGUGGGUAUGGGGGUAACUAUAACAAUGCUUAUGGUGCUGCUGGAGGAGGUUAUGGAGGUAAUAAUGCCGGUUAUGGUGGUGAUGGCAACUAUGGAAGUGGAGGAAAUUACCCUAGUAGUUUUGGUGGUGGAAAUUCUGGUUAUGAGGGAGCUGGUAACUAUGGUGGUGGAAGUACUGGAGGUUUUAAUAGUAGCGAUCAUGGUGUUGCUGGUGGUGGCGGUGGUGCUGACAGUGUCCAUGAUGGAAAUACUGGGUUCGGAAACUUUUCAGGUGGAAACAGUUUUGGCAGUGGAAAUACCGGAAGUUUUGACAAUAGCAGUGAUGGUUUCAACUUCUCUGCUGGGGGUGGCAGUACUGACAGUGGAUUUGAUGGAAAUACUGGGGCUGGGUUUGGCAGUAAUCAAUUUGCUAGUGAUGAAAGUGCUGCUGCUGAAGAUUUUGACCAGGGUGAACCUUUGGAUGGAAAUUCAAGGGAUGAAGAUGACACUGAUAACUUUGCCAAAAGGGCUUGACAUCAUAUGCUUCAAACGCGAAAACAGUUUAUUUCGUUUCCACCCAAAUUUAUUAGUAAAACUGUUUUUGGUUCUAGUUUUUAGCCCCUAUGUACGAACCAUUUGUCAUUUUGUGCUGGCUUUUAUUUAUCGAACUAUGGUUUUAUGUGUUCUUUGUGAGAAACGAAAUGAGCAACAGUAAUCAAGAAAAUAAUUGUAGUUAAUGAUUCA